AUGGAUGGCCAACUUGGUGUAAAUGGAGGAAAUUUUCUGGUGCCCUGCUUGCUGGAACGGUUCCUUGAGGUGGGAUCUGCGACGGAGAGUGAAGUGCCACUACAGGUUUGUUCUGUUAAAGCUGGAGGAAUGAUGUCUCUAGCCAUUGAUAAUCUAGGUGGCCUUUGGAUGUGGGGCAGUUGCCCACUAGAAAGCAGCAGCAAUGAAGGUGGGUUCUCGCUUGUGAGCAGUUUCACUCCAACCCCAGUGUGGGAUUUUUAUGGCCAUACUGUUGUGAAGGUGGCAUGUGGAAAUGAGCAUGUUGUAGCCCUAGUUAGUGCUGGAGAAACAUAUAAAGGCGAAGAUCUCGUUUGCUUCUCUUGGGGAGGUAACAACCAUGGUCAGUUAGGCUUGGGGGAUAAAGAGUACAGGAAUCGUCCUGCAAUUGUUGAAGCUUUUAACCAGGACUCUCCUUUCGCAGUUUAUGAGGUAGCAUGUGGGGCUUUUCACACGGCUUUGCUCACCCACAAAAAACGGCCAAGUGACACAUUAGAAAGCAUGUGCUGGACGUAUGGCCUCGGAGAAAAUGGGCAGCUUGGGCACGGAACCACCCAAAGUGUAUUGUCUCCUGAACCUGUGAAAGAAUUGCCACAAUACAUAUAUUUGGUGUCUGUCGACUGCGGCUUAUUUCACACUAGUGUUGUUUCAUCUGCUGGAGAUGUGUGGUCAUGGGGAAUGGAGAAGGGUCUUGGUCUAUACCCAGAUGCCGGUUAUGCUGGGGGUGAUACAGGGGAUGCUGUUUCUCCUCUACAGAUUAAUGGAUUGAAUGGGCCUAGGUUUCAGGAUCCAGUCCAAGUUGUUUGUGGAGCUGCUCAUACUGUUCUUGUUGCAAAUGAUGGAUAUAAGCUUUGGUCUUGGGGGAGAGGAAGGAGUGGGGUUCUUGGAAAUGGUAAGACGAUUGACUGUUAUGCUCCCACUGUUGUCUUGUGGCCUCCACUUACAGAGGAUUUCAAGCAAGAAGAACUAAAUACUGUUCAUAAGGAAGCUACAGCUACUAUUGACGAUGGAGAUAAAAUCGGGGAAAAGAAUUCUACAAGAGACGCGGAAACAGAGAAAAGGCUGUCUUUGGCAAUGAAAGAGAUGAAGCUUCUUCAGUCAAAACUUUCAGUGAUGGAGAAGUACGCUGGCAUACUUCAUGGCUCAAUAUUUGGAAAACCCAUGGAAGAGCAGGAUAUUCCAGUCUCAUUGCAGAACUCAGGUGGUUAUGACAUUACAAGGGAAUGGGAGAACAUGUUAGAGUCAGCAGAUCGUGCCAAGCUCGUCAGGCUGGAAAAGUUCUACCGGAAUAUGCUUGCCGGUGUGAAAGAUAAGCAAAUGAAGAAACGGAUUCAAGAGAUGAUAAAGGAAUGCCUGAAUUCUUCUACAAUAAACAGAGGUAAGGGAGAUGUGUAA
Molecule: messenger RNA, 1431 nt
Organism: Prunus armeniaca (apricot)
Lineage: Eukaryota; Viridiplantae; Streptophyta; Magnoliopsida; Rosales; Rosaceae
Source: the annotation of a GenBank genome assembly